Molecule: messenger RNA, 161 nt
Organism: Paramuricea clavata
Lineage: Eukaryota; Metazoa; Cnidaria; Anthozoa; Malacalcyonacea; Plexauridae
Source: the annotation of a GenBank genome assembly
AUGAAGGAUAGUCCUGUAUCUUGGACAGUACCAUCUAAUUAUUCCUAUGUUGACCCUCAUGGUCCCCCACAUUGGUCAAGUGAUUUGGGCGAAGCUGAAAUACCGGACUUUGGAAUUCAAGUUUCCUCUAACAACUCAUUUCAAGGAACGCAAGCGCACUG